GGUAGUGAUGUUUCACUUUUUUCUGCGUUCUCGCGGCACGUUGAGAGGGAUGUGGUAUUUGGUUUACGAAAGCCAAGUGUGGUAGUUGUCAGGGAUACUUAACCCGUGUAGUGUUCGCUUUAUACGAAUUUUCGUGGCUGAUUACACAUUUAUAAUUUUUUCCUGCAUUUUCUUGGGCAUACUGAUAAAUCGUUUUUAAAAGAAUACACAAAUGACGACGGGGAUCGAUAAGGAAGAAUUGCGGAAGCGGCUAACACCGUUGCAGUGGCACGUUACUCAGGAAAAAGGAACUGAAAGGCCAUUCACAGGGGCUUAUAAUAAGUGCUAUGAAAAAGGUACAUACACUUGUGUUGUAUGUGGCCAGGAAUUGUUUUCUUCUGAUACCAAAUAUGAUAGCGGGUGUGGCUGGCCGGCAUUCAAUGAAGUAUUGGAUCAAGGUCGAAUCAAACUAACCAAAGAUGUUUCGCAUGUCGGUGGAAAUCUACUAUUGCUGAUCGCAAACCCAGAUAUGAUGCGGACGGAGGUGACCUGUUCAAAAUGUGGAGCACACCUGGGCCAUGUAUUCAAUGACGGACCAAAACCAACGAGGAAGAGGUUCUGUAUCAAUUCAGCAUCCAUAAUUUUCUACGAAGCGGAAAAGGACAAGAAAUCAAGCACAUAAACCUAUCAAUUUUUUUGUAACGAAAAAUUAUAAAUAUGAUGUAUUUCUAACAUGUUUCAAAUUUCUCACAGUCAUAAUCUUCAUUAAGUUCUUAUUUAAUUCAUUUAAUUGUAAUUACUGAAACUCAUACGAAUGUCCAAUAAUAAUGGUGAAGCAAUUUCCAAUGACACAAUACAAUUUCCAUUGUAUAUCGAACGUUUAACAUAAUACACUAUUAAAUCUUUCGAGGCACUUCAUACCGCCUAUUGAAUUAGAAAAAUUGGUAUAUGAUUGCCAGAAUAUGCAUUCAUGUAAUGAAUGACCUGAAAAAGUUGAAACAACUUCACUAAAGAUAAACUUAUUUUAUUUUCGCAUCAGCUGUGUAACGCGAGUUUAGAUAUGGUGUAAAUAAUAGAGAUGUAAUAUAAUAUGCCCUUGUUAAAUUUCUAACCAUUACGUAGCAGUUGACAUCUGAACGGGCCGCAACAAAUAUAGGAGAAUCCCUGCAGAAAUAGACCACAGAAAAAAUAGGCCAAUGUUAUUUUUCCUAUGGUCUAUUUAAGUUGGGUGAGUUUAAACACGUUUUGGAUGCGCGGACUAUUUUUUCCUAAUCUAUUUCUUUUGCCUACCAAUGUAGGAAUACGAUGGACAUUUAAUUUGUGGUACUACGACCACUUUUAUAACUCUGUAAAAAAUGUAGAAUCCCCGAAGAAAUAGAUCAAUGUUAAUUUUCCUCUGGCCUAUUAAAUCGACUGUUUUAACACGUUAUAGAUGUGUCUGCUAUUUUUGUCUUGGUCCAUUUCUUCUGCCUACUCAAAAUUUUAGGUACGCUUCGAAUAGCAUUAGUUGAUUACAUUUUUUUGAGAAGGUCAUUUGCUGCGUCGAUGAAUAAUAAGCAAUACUGCAUUGAUAAGUCUGCAUAUUUACUCGUAUCAAUAUCGGCCAAGUGGAGGUUUUAACGGUUUGAUGUCACACGCCAAUGCUGUCGCGUAUAAUAUACACGACACAAUCGCGUAUAAUAUACACGACACAACUACUCCAAAAAUGUGUUUGAUUUUUCUCCUCGUACUACGAGAAUUUUUCGCAAAAUCAGGCCUUAGUUACAUUAUAUAAGUUGUCUGUGAGCUUUAUGAAGAUAUUUUUACUUUUUCGAUUAAAUCACUAAAUAAAAUUAUCCUCCCAUAGCAA
Fopius arisanus is the source of this 1828-nucleotide messenger RNA. RefSeq names its product methionine sulfoxide reductase SelR (gene SelR). Gene Ontology annotation, molecular function: peptide-methionine (R)-S-oxide reductase activity. NCBI's taxonomy places the organism in Eukaryota, Metazoa, Arthropoda, Insecta, Hymenoptera, Braconidae. The coding region runs from base 212 to 661 and encodes 149 amino acids. Gene Ontology annotation, cellular component: cytoplasm. The record is from RefSeq and is a predicted model, not a curated record. The transcript has 3 exons. Gene Ontology annotation, biological process: response to oxidative stress; protein repair.